Colletotrichum tamarilloi is the source of this 693-nucleotide messenger RNA. RefSeq lists its product as uncharacterized. The transcript has a single exon. The record is from RefSeq and is a predicted model, not a curated record. NCBI's taxonomy places the organism in Eukaryota, Fungi, Ascomycota, Sordariomycetes, Glomerellales, Glomerellaceae. The coding region runs from base 1 to 693 and encodes 230 amino acids.
AUGCGUGACUUUAUCAUCUUCCUCACCGUUUCCACGGUGCUCUUGCUGGCCGGCGCCGGUAUUGUAGCUGGCAUCCACGACAAUUACGUUGCCAGUCACGCUACUUCUACUCAGUCUAUCGCCACAUCCCAGACCGACUUCAUAACUCUCACUGGAACCGCUUCCAGGGCCACUCAUUUGAGAUCCUUGUUGUCCCAAGGCACCCUCGUCGUCUCCCCCAUCAAGGACAACGUCAGAGCAGGCUCCGUCCCCACGAGUUCGGCGAUCCCUACUACCACUAUUGAUUGCAACCACGAAUGGUGUCAGGAUAGCACCUCUCUUUGCGCCUACUGGGCUGGUAUCACUGGCUGGGAUCCUACUGAAGGCCCGAUUCCUGGCGAGACCGUUACCUCCAUUGGCAAGUGCAGCAUCGUUCCUACCCAGGCUGGAAAUCGAAAGCGCGAUACUAUCAACAAAAUUCUCAUCACCUUGGCGCCUACUCCCUCGGUCAACUACGAGUACAAGUAUUGUGACAGCAACACCCAGUAUUGCAUGUACUGGGCUGGUGUCACUGGCUACGACCCUUCUCUCGGUCCCAUUCCUGGCAUGACACGUACCUCUCUCGGAGCCUGCCAGGCGCCUCCUACAGCUGUUGACAACGACACUACCGUGCCGACAACUAUGGUGACGAAGACGUGCAAGAUUUCCUACUGA